AUGUGGAUCCUCGACAGCAAUGCGGACUUUAUGCAGGGCAAGCGUAUGUGGCUCAAGCCUGGACAGCGGUACCUCUUUGGUCGGGUGAAGAAAGACGGUGUCAUGCUCGCCAUUGAUCACAAGACGGUGUCUAGACAGCAUUUUACCAUCUCCGUCGACCCGGUAAAAGAAGGCGAUGUGGGAAACAUUCUUGCUCGGACGAAGAUACGAGUCGAAGAUCAUUCGAAGACCGGCACCUUCGUCAACGGCGAGCCUCUCAAAAAGAAGGAUCCAAAGAACGAGGCGGAACCGAAUCCCUCCACGGAGCUGAAGCGUGCUGAAAACUCAAUCCGACCAGGAACAUGCCCGUAUGAGUUUACUCUUACAUGGCAGCCUUGUGUGCUCACUUUCAACCUGCUCAAGAAAGAGAUCAAGGCUGGCGUGCUAAAGGACAAGCAGGCAAGAGUGCGAAACUAUGAUAUCAAAGGUGUCAGUGAAUUCUCAAAUCACACCACUCACGUCGUUGCCGCCAAGAGGAAUACACCCAAGGGUUUGCAGGCGUUGGUCAACGGCAAACACCUUGUGACCGAGGCAUAUCUGGAUGCUCUGGACUAUGCCACCACCCCAACAACUUUGAGCCAAGAUGUCAAUCUAUCUCCAUUAGAGAUCGACUUCGACGUCAACUGGCCCGACCCAAAAGACUACCUUCCUCUUCCUGGAAAGGAACCCACCGUGAAACCACCAGAGGCCUAUCAACCAGAUUCGGCUCGAGCCAGUGUCUUCGAGCACUACACCUUUGUGUUCUGUGACCAAAAUCAAUAUGAUAAUCUGAUGCCUGUCGUUACAGACGGGCAUGGAAAGGCGCUAGUAUUCAAGGUGGUCAACGCUGAGACAACGGGCGACGACCUCCUACAGUUCGUGCAGAAUGUAGCUGGGCGCAAGUAUGGCGAUACGCAGAUCGGCCCAUCGAAGGGCGGGGUCGUCUUGGUUCGUCCUUCCAUCAAGGACGACGCUCUACAGGAAUGGACCAACAAAAUCAUGAAUGAGACUGUGCUGAAGAUGGAUCAACGGGCCAUUGACCAAUCUGAAUUUCUGGAGGCCAUAUUGUCCAAUGAUGCUGGAGUCUUGAAGGAGACGGUGCCAUUUGAGAGCACAAAUGAUAGUAUCAUUGCGCCUGCACCGACUGCUGCUAAUUCUCUUGUCUCGCUCACACCAACAUCGGUCCGCACAAACGGCGUGCCCGGAUCUCAGAUAUCAGAUAUCAGUGGUGCUCCCCGAGCAGAUACACCACUGGCAACAAACGAAGGAGCAUCAGCCGCCCAAAACCCGCAGACUUCGGCUCAGAAUAACUCCCAAAACAGUCCUCCUACAGAGCCCGCUCCUCGGCCGUUCUCUAUGCCUAAAAUCUCGCAGGCCACCAAGUUCAAGAAUUUCGACGAUGGAUUCGACCCGGACGCUGUCGAUGAUUACGUCGACGAUGAGGUCGUCGAAGAAGAAGAGCCCAAUGAUCCUCAGGCACCACGGACACAGCCAGGGAUGCAGACUCAGGUCUCACACAUAAAACAAGAGCCCGUCUCGACGGCUAAAAAGAGACGACGCUCCCUUACUGAGGAGUCUGCUGAUGUUUUUGCCAACCAGAUUGACGAUCUCCUUCCAGCUGCAACCGGUCUGAAGAGACUGAAGCUAGCGGAGGCAGCCGCCAAUGGUCGCCUCGAUGUAGAGGAGCCCCAACCGCAAAAAUCGUCGGUCAAGAAGAUCAAGAAGGAAAAGGUCAUUGACGUGCGUGAAGCGGUGAGAAAGCGACUCGAGGAAGAGGAAGCCAGAAAAGAUGAUUCCCAUCUGAGCCUACCAGAUGUUGAAGACAGAGCACCUGCCAAUCUGGUCCAAGUUGUAACUCUGGACCUUCCUGUCCGCGACAAGAGCAAAACCAAAGAUCGUGAAAACGGAGAAUACGGCUCGGAGUGGGACCCGAAAUGGAACGGUCGCAAGAACUUCAAGGGAUUCCGUCGCAAGGGCGACCCGCCACAGCGGAGAACCCAUGCGAGAAAAGUUAUUGUGCCGCUAGAGCAAGUUCCGAUCAAGAGCGGCGGGUUGGGCGAUCAGUACUGGCCUCGCAGCGAAGAGGACAGGGAGGUCGAAAGGCAACGGAGACGCAAGGAGGAGGCGAGGAGUCAGCGAACGACUCAAAGUGAGACGCAACAGUUGAGUGGUAACAGCGGUGGGAGAUCGAAGGCCAGAGUAGUGCUUGACGAUGACGACGAAGAAGACAUGGAUGCUUCUGGUGGAGAGGAUGGUCAAGACAGGGUAAUCGCGCAAACCAGCCCAGCAACAUCUCGUCUGCAGCGCGAAGCAGCGGAGAUCGCAGAGCACGAAAUUGAUCCGACCGUACCGAGACGGACCCGUGCCGCAGACCGGACUCAAGGAACCAGCGCGAAUGGUUCUGACACGGAAGGCGGCGACCCGACCCAGAGAAGAAUAGGAGUGCGGACAGGCAAGAGGCCUGCGAGCUCUAUUGCCGACACCAGCAAGCCCAAACGCCAGAAGACCUUGCCUGUCACGAGUGUCCGAGACGACGACAGCGAUGAUGACGACGACAUGAAAUUCCGCUUUGGUACGAGAGCCAGAAGGGGCAGGGGCAGGGGAAGGGGAAGAGGAGGCAGGGCUUGA
Messenger RNA from Cladophialophora carrionii CBS 160.54, 2646 nucleotides. RefSeq lists its product as uncharacterized. Gene Ontology annotation, biological process: double-strand break repair via homologous recombination; mitotic G2 DNA damage checkpoint signaling. Bases 1 to 2646 code for a protein of 881 amino acids. The transcript has a single exon. Gene Ontology annotation, cellular component: Mre11 complex. Lineage: Eukaryota; Fungi; Ascomycota; Eurotiomycetes; Chaetothyriales; Herpotrichiellaceae. Gene Ontology annotation, molecular function: protein binding; damaged DNA binding. The record is from RefSeq and is a predicted model, not a curated record.